AUGGGUCCGGUUUGCGGCUACCCAUUGGGUCUGGCCUACAACCCACUGACCAGACAGCUCAUCAUAGCCGACGCCUACCUAGGCCUCCUGACGGCGGGGCCCGACGGCAGGCUGGCCAAGCCGCUCGCCACCGCCGCAGAAGGCGUUCCCUUCGUCGCCACAAACGCAGUGGACGUCGAUCCACUCACCGGAAACAUCUACUUCACCGACUGCAGCACCCGAUACCAGAUCCGGAACUACAGGCAGGCGCUUCUGGCGAACGACGCCACGGGGAGGCUGAUGAAGUAUGACGUCAGCACCGGACAGGUCACCGUCCUGCUCAGUAACCUCGGAUUCCCCACCGGCGUCGCCCUCAGCGGCGACGGCUCGGUGGUGCUGGUGUCGGAGGCGACUCGGAGCCAGUUGACUCGGUUGUGGCUGAAGGGGCCCAGGGCCAACACGGCGGAGGUCGUGCUAAGCGACGUCGUGGAGCCCGACAACAUCAGGCGGGAUGCUGGUUCGGGUGAUCUCUUCAUAGCCGCCAGGAGAAGGAGGGUGGGCCUGGGCCUGGGCCUGCCGUCGGCGGCGAGGGACGAUUCGGAUUUGGAGUCCAUCUGUUUGCGGCUGCAAAGGGAACAGAAUGUGCGGGAAACGCCGUCGUUUGAGGUGAAUUUGGUUUCGGGGAGCGAGAGAAUCAGCGAGUGCCAGGGGUCGGGGUUGGACGUGUGUGUCACCUCCAUGUCUGCGCGUUACAAGCCCCAGACUAAGCCCAAAUGA
This is a messenger RNA of Linum tenue, 756 nucleotides long. NCBI's taxonomy places the organism in Eukaryota, Viridiplantae, Streptophyta, Magnoliopsida, Malpighiales, Linaceae. The record is from the annotation of a GenBank genome assembly.